AUGUCUUUCUUUUCCCGUUCCUUUCUCACCUACCCCACCCGACUCCUCUUUUUUUAUAUCCGUCUUUCACUUCUCUUUUUCCUAUCUACCUGUCUAUCUCUGCCUCUUUUUUUUUUCAGUGACGAUAACCCUCAGGCCUAUCUAUCUAUAUUUCUCCCCUCUCUCUUAUUUUUGAUUUCUAUCUAUUUUCUAUCUCUUUCUUAUUUUCUAUCUAUCUCUUUCGUUGUGUAUUUUCUGUCUGUUCAUAUCUAUCUAUCUAUCUAUCUAUCUAUCUAUCUAUCUAUCUAUCUAUCUAUCCCAGCAUUUUUCUGCCUAUCUCACUUCAUCUUACUAUCAGGUUCAGUCACUUACUCUAUCGCAGCAUCUUCAUAUCUAUCUAUCUAUCUAUCUAUCUAUCUAUCUAUCUAUCUAUCUAUCUAUCUAUCUAUCUAUCUAUUCAGCUUAAUCUUAAUAUCACCUAUCUAUCUAUCUAUCUAUCUAUCUAUCUAUCUAUCUAUCUAUCUAUCUAUCCCUUACUAUUCAGCUUAA
Acanthosepion pharaonis is the source of this 528-nucleotide messenger RNA. The record is from the annotation of a GenBank genome assembly. NCBI's taxonomy places the organism in Eukaryota, Metazoa, Mollusca, Cephalopoda, Sepiida, Sepiidae.